AUGGGGAAAAUGACGAUGCCGCUGUCAUUCAAAAGCACAGGGGCUGCUGAAAUGCGCGAUGCAAUCGAUUCGAUCACCGCACCUGGUUCCGUAAACGUCAGUGUAAGCGAGUGCGGUAACCAUGGCAAGGCAUGGCGUGUUACCUUCGCAGCAAUUCGAGACGAGGACCAAGAUGCUAUCAUCGUUCAGCACUCGCGUCUUACAGGCCAGAGCGCAUCGAUAAGCGUAUACCCCACAAUAUCAGUGUUCACCAGAGCCAAGCGAAAGGAUAUCACUGGCACCUUUCGGAUCUCAGUUAGUGGAGAAACGACUGAACCAAUCGGCUUUACUGCAACACAUAUGAAAGUCGUCCAAGAGCUUCAGAAACUUCCCGUCGUAAAUUCCGUGAUGGUGAUUGGUGAUAAAGUGUCCCAGGAUCUUGGUGUCUAUGCUUUGGAACUAACUGCUGAUGCAACGGGAGGCAGUAAGGUGCUGACGAAUAUUCGACUGGAUGGCACGCCAAUUGAUCCUACUCUCUUUAUGGCUAUUGGCGAAAUUCUUGUGAUUGGAACGAGCCCCGCCAACUCCAUUCGGUCAAUGUCUCCACAUGACGUCACGUUGGCAUAUCCGUUUCCUGGGGCAAGCGGAUUGCUGAACUACAAAGUAUCUGCAGGAUCGAUUACGAAGCAGACGACUUUUUUGCCGGGAUUUGUUGGCAUCUCACAUUUGAUGCAAGUUAUUGCUGUUGCAAAGGCGUCUAAUGUGUUUCAGCUACCUGUAGACCAUCAAUUUACUGUAAAUAGUGUCUUUUACAUUGGUGACACGAAGUUUACAGCCACAGCAGUGUCCGGCGCAAUUGUAACAACAGAUAUUUCAUAUACAGGCGAAUCAGUGGCUGCUGCAAGCCCAAAAGUAUACAUCUUUGACAAUAAAAUUAAAACGACAGAAGACUUAAGAAAUUUGGUAAGACCAGGUGAUGACCUGUGGCUUCCAUCUUUAUCCGCCAAAAUGAACAACUUUAAAGUUUAUGAAGUCAACGCCAAAUAUUUGCAAGUUAUUGGUAGCUUCACAGAGAGUAUCGCAAGAACACGCGUGUAUCAUGUAGGUAAUGGACUCAUUUGGAACCUUGUCUUUCGCUCAUAUGACGGGAAUCUCGAAACUCUGGAUGCUAUACCGGAAAGUGAUUGGCGAGGUACUGACGCUCGGAUCGGAACGAGGGGCUCUAAAGCAGCAAUUCCAAAUGUGAUAAACAUUGGAAAUCCUGCAUCCACGCAAACAAUUAGAUUAAAUGUCCAUGACAUUUCAAUUGCCACAACGUAUACAAUGAGCUUCGCUGGUGAAACAAUCUUAGAUGCUGGCACGUUAAGCGCAAGAUCUAUACCGUGGGCGACUUCAAACGAUGACAUGAAGCAGGCGCUCGAAAGCCUUGACAGCGUAGACGGCGUGAGUGUCAUGUCAGUACUACAUGGUGGUACUGUCGUCCAUACCGUUUCGUUUUGGGGAACGUAUCCAAUGAAGAAAUUGCCUUUACUAGUGGUCACACCUGCCUCAGCCAACUUAAAAGCGUAUGUUCACAGUAAAAGUGCAGUUUCAGUGACCAAACAAGAUAAUUUGAUCCUCGAAUGUAAGCAAGCAUACUCAUUCCGGGUCUUUGCGCUUAAUUCGAAAGGAAUUAGUGACGCAAUGCCAGCUCUUAACGUUCAGACUUCGACAAGUACCGUAGUCCCUUCCCCACCUAGAGGUGUAGCGCUCGGCGAGUUCCACGGCUCUACGUGGUUGUCGCUAAAUUAUUUGGCUCCAUUAAUUCCAGGAGAUGCGAAAGUGACCAUGUACCGGAUUGAAUGGGAUUCAAAGCCAGAAUUUGACAGCUCCAGUCCUGACUAUGGUGUAGCCAUCAUACAAGAAAAAAAUGAGGUUCAACAAGUCACAAGCAGCUAUCGCAGCUCUGUAGGUAUCGGUGGUGUAUUCACGCUGUCCUUAGGAGGACAGAGGACUAGUGCGCUGCCGUUUGACUGCAGCGUUGAAGACAUGGCGGACGCCCUCGCUGGUCUCACGGGCACUUCAAACGCCGCAUCGAAUCUGGUUGAAGUCACACGAGUGCGUGCAGCAUGGGGGUUCGCAUGGAAAAUUACGUUUCUUUACAAUUGCGGUGACUUAGCACUUCUUGUUGCCGAUAGCGCUCAACUCACUGGAGAUUUUCCUCAACUUCGCGUCACUGAGCUUGUCCAGGGCUUUAAAGAUCUCGCUAUUGGUGAUUUUACUCACGAAGUCCAAGAAGUGGCAAGUGAAGGUGUUUCUCCAAUAUCUGGUUCAUUCUCUUUGAACUUUAAUGGUCAAAUGUCAGCAUCGAUUGACGUUGGGGCAUCUGCAUUGACGAUGCAAGCUGCAUUGCAAGCGACAAGUGCAAUGUACUCUAUUAAAGUGACGAAAACUGUACGAGAUGCGGCCGUGAAUACUGCAGUUUGGUCCGUCACAUUUGCUUACCUUCGAGGCGAAAAGAUGAUAGGAGCUGGUAAUAUCUUUAUGAUGACAGUCGCAGAGUCUCACCUUACCGGAACGGGUGCGUUUGUGUAUGUCGCGAAUAAAGUCACGGGCUCUGAUUCAUUCCGUUUCGCGCUCACUGACCUCCGACCCGGUGUGCGGUACUUUGCGCAUGUGAUGGCUUACAACGCUGAUGGGUUUGGCUCUGCAACGUCACCACUCGCUACCGCAAUCACAUGUUCGCAACCGCGGCCUCCGCUAUCCGUGAUUGCUAGUGUACUGAAUGAAUCGACCUUGACUGUGAGUUGGGGUGCAAAUACCGCGGAGUCAACAUUGUGUAAGGUAGACAGGUACAAAGUUGAUUGGUACCGUGCAGAAGGAAUACAAGAACAGCAAAUGAUUACGACUUCGGCUGCUAAAGGACUACCCGAAAUUCAACGGCUCGUUAGCUUUGUAGAGUCCCGCACUAUAGCGGGGUACUUCAAGCUAGCAUUUGGUGGAGAAGUUACGCAAAAUAUUCGAUGGAAUGCUGAUGGUAAUGGUUUUAACUCGGUGAAGGAGUCCCUUGAACGCUUGACAACCGUCGGAAUUGUGGAUGUAUCAAGGACUGAAUCAACUCGAGCUGUUGGCGGUUUGCUUGUGACAGUGACAUCCACGACAGUCACGGUUCAUGCAACGUCUCGUUCUACACUGUUUGCUUCGAAGUUAGCUCAAGGAGAUGCGAUUUGGAUCGCUGGGAACAAACGAACAAUCACCUCUGCUGUAGGGUUUGCAGAUACUACUUUGGUUAUCGACACCGCUCUUGAAGUUACAGUUCCUGUACCAGUUUUUGAAAGUGCUCACGGGUUCGAAUGGAAAAUCACUUUCUUGGCGGGCCAUAUCGGCCCUCAAGAGCUCAUUCAAGUAUUUCCAAGUGACAACUGGACAGGAAACAAUCCUGGUAUUAUUGUCGAUUCGAUACAAAAGGGACUUCAGCCGAUAAGUGGGACAUUUAAGAUCGCAUUCACCUCAGGUGAAGAGUCGGACAGCACACCACCACUACCUCAUAAUAUUUCGGAUAUUGAUUUGCAGACUGCACUGGAAAAUCUGGUAACCAUUGAAGCAGUGAAUGUCACCAGAUUUUUAAAUGGUAACGGAUACAAUUGGAUUGUCACGUUUUUAUCGGAAGUUAAAAAUGAGUUGUCUUUGUUGAGUGUUGAUGGAACGGCGCUUCAAGGCCCCGGUGCGCGUGUAGUAUCAGCAAGAAUCUUGAGCGGUACUCAGCCAAGGUUAUACUGCGAACAGGACGGCAUAGCAGGUUCUGCUGCUGAAGUUCGUGCACCGGGACUUAGCUAUGUGAUUAGGAGAUUACAAACUGGUAUAAAGUAUGCCAUUCGUGUUCGUGCGCACAACUGUGAAGGGUACGGAUCUGCGGCAAGUAUUGAUUCUGGAUUUGAGACUCCACGAUCAAGACCUGAUGCGCCACAAAAUACUAGAUUAAUGAUACUUUCCAGCAAGUACCUUAAGCUGCAAUGGAAGGCUCCGUCUAGUGAUGGCGGGGCAAUUGUCCUUGGCUAUCGGCUUCAAUGGGACACCGCUAGCACUUUUUCAAAUGUAUAUACUCCUAAUUAUGACUAUCAGACGGUAGUGCUCGUCAAUUCUUCAGAUACGGGUCCAUUCUUUUUCAAUAUAUUUACGCCGGUACUUGCAACUUAUUACGUGCGGAUCCUUGCUUUCAAUGACCAAGGCGACGGCCCGCACGCUAUUUUUGCUCCGAAUAAUGCGAGACCAGUCGAUCGAAAUCCUGGUCAACCAGAAGACGCAAAGGCAACAGUUCUUUCAAGCUACGCCAUUCUGGUGGAAUGGAAUGCAUCUUCGAUCGACAAGUAUGAUUAUGGAGGAAACGGUGGACUUCCCAUAACACAAUACAUGAUUGAGUGGGAUCUCUCUUCUACGUUUAACUCACCAGCUGCAUUUGACUUGGUUGAUGGAGCAAAGCGCUCCUUUAUUAUCGGAGGUGAUGACGCCAUAACUGGAGUCAGAUCCGAUUUGUUAGUUGCUGGCUCGAACUACAGCAUUCGUGUCACUGCAUUUAACGCUAAAGGCUCGAGUGCUCCUCGUCUCACCCUUCCGCCCUCUGUUGUUGUAGCAGAUCAAGCCCCUAGCGCGCCACAAAAUCUGACCCUGAGUGUGGUGUCAGCGACAGCUGUAAGAGCGGCGUGGACGAGUCCUGUAUUCUAUGGCGGCUCAAGUCCAAAGUCAUAUGAGCUCGAAUGGGGUGAAAAGGCGAAUUUCGCCGAAGGUUAUACAUCAAGCACCACGAUUCCUAUUGUUCGUGAGAUGCAGACAGUGCUUUUACAAAGUCAAGUCGUUCAUGAAGAGCAAUUUAUCGAUGCCACGGUUGAAGUCGUAAAUGAGCAGCAACAAGUGCGAAGCUCUUACUCCGGAAAAGACGAAAUUCAACUGAUUAAAACAACAAGCGACCCCGUACGGGACGAAGUUCAAAAAGUUGUCACCUCAGCCACGGAUAUAGAUGAAAUUCAGGAGCUGCACGUAGAUGACGAUGAUAUUGAUGAGAUUCAAGCGAUUCGGACGUCAGUUGCUGAAGCAUCCGAAGUUCAGGAGGUGAAAAUUGGUGUGGAACGGGUCAAUGAAGUGCAAAGAAUUCAACUGUUUUUUACAGGUGGAGUCGGCAAUGUGGCAGCUAUUGGCGGGUCGUUCUACCUAAAGUUUGACACUACUGUUUGUACAUAUUGUGAUGUGACUCAAAGGCACCGAGCAGACACAAUGGAUCUUAUAAUUUCAUCGCUACAAGAAGUAAACGAUCUGACGGCAGCAACAGUAGUCAAAACGCAGUUACAGGCUUUGGAUAAUAUUGAUGCAGUCGAUGUGAGUCGCACGAGUUUGUAUUCGGGAGCUGGAAUUUCAGGAGAUGAUCUCACUUACAUCUACUUGAUCACUUUUACUGGUAAUAUGGUCGGUGGAAACGUUCCAUUAAUUGAUUUUGGUGGCUCCCUCACAUAUAAUGGCUAUGCGAUCACGCCAGUCUUUGCCGAAGAAACCAAAGGAAAUGAGCCUAAGUACGACCUGACGGCCAACUCGGUCUUCUCACUUACCUAUACCUGCGAAUCAUACUCGAAUCCGACUGCUGCCUCAACUUUUAGUGCUGAGUGCACGCCAUCUGUCAAAUUAUGCGAUUACUGUGUCACAUCAUUUGAUGGAGUCAAAUUUACAGUAUCUGCCGAUGUUAGUGGUGCCAUUACAAGAGGUACAAAGUUGAUGGCUGGCGUUUGCUCCUUCGAGGUGGACGCGAAAGUAGUGACCUCAGGAAUCACGACGAUUGACAUUGCUUAUGAUGACCCGGGUGCCUUGUGUACAAAGUUCACGGGCAGAUCGUUUGCGCUUUAUAAAACACCGCAGAUCAAGGUGCUGCGUAUUCCGGUAAAGACUUCAUCAACAAUGGCCGUUGGGGCUAGCGAGGUUCAGAGCGCAUUGAAUGUACCUGGUCUACUAAAUGCAAUGACAGUUGGACGAAACUUACUAGUCACAUCAACUUUUGUUGGAGCUAUUUACUCAGUCAUCUUCACGACAAGAACGGGAAAGAUACCGCUCUUAGAGUGCGACGAAACUGAAAUCACUCCAACUCAGCCUAAUACCGCUGUAGAAUGUUCCGUCACACGAUCGAGUGUCGGAAGCAUGCUCAGCGGUACAUUCAAACUUGGUUUAAUUAGUCAGGCUGACACUGAUCCCGCCGAUGUUAACGCCCCGUAUUCUCCCACUGCAUUUACUUCAGCGAUUCCUUGGGAUGCUACCGAGAUUGAGAUGAAAUCCGCACUAGAAGCAGUGGACACACAAAUCGGCAAGUUACUUUUUGGCAAUGUGGAUGUCAAGAGGACUCUGUACCAUUCCACAAUCGCAAAAUGGUCCGGAGGAUUUACGUGGCAAAUAACAUUUACGAGUCGCGGAUGGGAUAUUCCAACGAUAGUAGUCGAUCAAUCGGGGCUCACGACCUCAAGAAGUAACAUCCCAGCAGCUCAGAUUAUCGUUGGUGAUGGCACACAUUCACUAUCAAGUCCGAGUGUCUUGUGCAGAGAUGGGAAUCAAGUAGGUGGUAAUUUGAUCUUCACGUUUGGCUCUGCAUUAGCUCAAACGUGUACGAUUGGGAUGGAUACAUCCCUGAAUUCAUUGGAUACUAGUGUAACUGAUGCCAAACUUCAAGAUUUCUUCAGAAAUAGCCUUAAUGUUCCAUCUGUUAGUAUAACCCGAUCAGCAGCGUCACAAGCGCGUGGUUUCAGCUGGACGAUCACUUUUAUCGACGACAGUACGCCAGGUGAUCUCCCGGUUCUUGAAUUCACAGCAGCUCUCACUUCCAAUACUGGCAGCAAUAACAGACGCGCUAGUAUCAUCGAGAUUCGAAAGGGUAACGAACUUGGGGGAGCUUUUCAAUUACAAUUUAAUGGCGAAGUGACCGGCCCUAUUCCUGCUGGAGCAGACGAAUCGGCAGUUCAAGCUCAGUUGAAUAGUUUACGAACCAUAAAGCCCAGUAGUGUAAUUGUGACUCGGACGUUGUCCAGUCCGCAGGUUAAAGGGUAUACUUGGUUAAUUACCUUUCAUUCGUCCGUAUGGGCGGAUCCGACCAUGGAUCAUUCUGCAGGUAUAAUUGGAAACUGGAAGGGUCCUGCAACUGCGUGGGAUGACGUGUGGGAAUCUGGAUAUUCAAAAGCUUGGGGUCGUCACGUUGGCCAUACUUUUCUCGUUACAUGUGAUAAAAGUAGUCUCGUGACGUCUACGAACGACAACUCGCAUGCAUGCAUUACGGACGUGGUUACAGUAGGAAUUGGCCCAAUAGGAGGCACGUUUGCCGUGACUUUCGACUCAAGUCAAUCACCUCAUUUGGCUGUAAGAUCUGUCGAGAUAAGUGACCCAAUUGCGCAUAAUGCGUUUGCGUCGAAAGAGGAAAGUGGCAAUACGGGGACAUCAGUUGAAGAACUACUUGAAAAAAUGGCAAAUAUAGGGGAUGUGCAAGUCUCACGGGGUGUUGUAGAUCGAAGUACGGGAGGUUACCAAUGGACAGUAACCUUUUUGAGAGACACAAGCGACAUCUCCCAUCCUUGCGAGGAGCUUGAAAUUCUGCCCGAUGGAUCGAAAAAAUGCAACUCGCCUGGAAAUGUGCCACUCAUGACUACAAUAGAUGCACAUCUGAAAGGAUCGAUAAAUACCCAUGCAACUGUGAUGACUAUCCAAGAUGGAGCCAUUUUACGAGGCGAUUUUACAGAUUUAAAAGUACUGGGCGAUGCUGGUGUCGAUGAACGAUAUACUGUAAGUAUCGGUUGUACAAAUUCAAUUGCGUCAAGUUUGCCUUGCUCUGUGACUUCGUUUGCGAUCGUGUCUGGAGGAAGUACCUUACGAGCUAGCAUCGAAGCAAAUGACCGAUUUAUUGUGGACGGAAUCACAAGUUGUAUCUUUACCGUCGUUGGUGUUGAUUCUGCUGUUACACCUCCCACAAAGAUUGAUGUCAAGCCGCUUGACUGUGCUGCUCUCAACACUGAUAACACGGCAAGUCCAUUAGGAAUGUCUAUCCUUAUUCCUUGGAAUGGCGACAGCAGUUUGGUCAAGCGUGUGCUAGAGGCGGCAUCGACUAUAGUAGGGCGCAAGGUCAGCGUUAGCAAGACUGUACUUGGAAAAUACGGCGAAAUGUCAUGGCUUGUGCGAUUUAUUUCCAACCCUUCGUACACUCCGUUGGGCGCUGGCAACAUACCGACAAUUUCUGCUACUUUUCAAGCUGAGACGACGGUAUCCAGUAGCCCUAUCAGCGUGAUUGAGCUCAUGCCUGGUUCGAAUGGAUUAAGUGGCUCAUUUUUUCUGGACUUCUUUUCAUCUUUAGGGCGUCGAGAAGUCAUGUUUGAUGAAGAUGCGAUUCGUUUGGAGCGAAAAAUCAAUGAAAUGGAUACGAUUGGUAGAGUGUCCGUCGAGCGAUUUGAAUAUCCCUCAGCGGCCACGGGAUGCUUGGACUCACAAUGCUCUGGUGGCUGGGAAGACCAGCCGGUGACUAACCCAGGAACGCGCGGAGGAUAUCGCUGGCGAAUUCGAUUUCUGCGAGUGGCUGGAGAGUACGAGGGAGUGGCGUUUCCACCGGGCAGUGGCAACCUAAACGAGUUCUCAGCAACUUUCCUGGCAUCUCUUCAUGGAAAUAACUGCUUCGUAUCGGUAUACACUGAAACAGCAGGCUCAGCUCCGAUUUUAGGAACCUUUAAGCUUACUACUCCUCAAGCUCAAACCCCCUCACUACUCUACUCAUCGACAGCUGAAGCAAUGAAGCAAGGCAUUGAAGGUAUGGGUCUGUUUGGUGAAGUGGAUGUCACAUAUGGGUAUCUGUCAACGCAAAAGAUACCAGGCGUGACUGCCCAGCUCGCGCGAGAUUCGCUUACCGCUACCAUCAGUGGCAUGGAUGACAUUCGUCAGAUUGUUGCUCCGACUGACAUUAUUCGCUUCGGAUCUACAAAUGAUGUUCUUUUGGGUUCCAACGGAGAUACUCCAUUUGCAUCAUCCCGUGGAACGUCGCUUGUGACUGUCAAUGCUCUUUCUCCAGUUGUCGUCGCAGUAGAAGUCUCUUCUACACAGAACCUUUACCCCGGCAUGCAGCUCCGAAUAGAUGGUCUUUCAUAUAUAGUUCAGCGUUCAGGACACGAAAUCCAGGCAAUAUCCGUAGCAAUCCCGAAAAAUGCCAAUCCAAAUACCAAAUUUUAUGCUCUCAAGCUUUCUAGAGCUGGGGUAGUCUACGGUCCAACAGUGUGCUUUUCAUUAAGUGCAUCAGAUGCCGACCUUCAAUCCUCGUUGCUACAAUUAGUCCGUGAAAUUGAUAGACAUACACCAUCAAGCGCUAUAAUUGUGUCUCGCUCGACGCCUGUAAUCACUGCGACGACCACGGAAUACGUCUACACCGUAUACUUCUUUGGGGAUGCAGUGGCUGGAAAUGUUGCAACAUUACAAACUACUUCGGGUACUUGUACUGGGAUCACCGGUGCGUCGGCUUCAGUCAGUGUUAUCACUCAUGGAGGAAAUUUACCUCACCAGCGUCUGUCUCUAGCUACUAACUUGGGCCAAGUUUUUGAUACUAGUGGCUACUACACGAUGUCGCUUGAUAGUGCAGGGACUGAAUGCAUACGUUGGGGUGCCACUGAGCGAGAGUUAAAGGAUGCACUUGAAAAUACGCUUAAUACUGGUAAAGUCAUUGUUACGAGGCGUGGAGGAGGUAAAUCAACGACAGAGAUCCAGCGUCUUCGUAUGACAGCAAACUUGGAAGUUACGGAGAGUAGGGGGCUAUUUCAGCUGCAGUUAACGUUAGACGGAAAGACCUCUUCUACCGAUUGUAUUGAUUAUGGAAUAUCUGCGAUGGAUCUGCAAAUCGAGCUAAACAAACUGAGUAACUUAAAUAUUAUCGUCGACCAUAUCAAUGUUACACGAGAGGGCGAUGGUUCGUCGGUCUGGGGCUAUGGUUUUGAGUAUUUUAUCCACUUUCGAGGACCCAAAUCUGGUGGAUACAGUCCAGUUAUUGGCGACGUGCCAUUGUUGAAGAUUGCCAAUGUUGGACAGAACAUGUGCUCGUCGAUCGGUGCUGGUGUCCAUCCUAUUCUAACAAUCGAGACAGUGCGAGAAGGCACUCCAGCAUACACCUACGAUAUUUAUUUUUUGGACUAUACAAAAUCGGCGUCAGUACCAACGAUAGGGUUAAACCAUGAAGGUCAAGGGAGUGCAUGUCUAACGGGCUGGUAUCAUAGUGGUGGCAGCGUCCGUCGCGCAUCAAUAAUUUCAAUAGAACGUGGUGGCAGUAGCGAGGUUCAGGUUCUGAUUAUUUCCAGCGAAAUUGCUGCGAGUAGAUUCCUACUCGAUUUUGCUGGACAAACAACGACUUGCUUUCAUUUCGAUGCGAGUGCACUAGAAAUCGAAAAUGCGCUGAAUGCAUUGACCACAGUUGAAGCAGGAGGUGUUUCGGUAUCUAGGGAUAUUGACUUUUCAUUGGUACCCAAAGGCUACGUUUAUCGAAUUACCUUUGUUGGGGAUCUAGUCUCGGGAAACGCUCCGUUGCUUAUUGUUAAAGAAGCCACUAAUGCCUGUCUUAAUGCACAGGCAACGACAAAAGCAGCGAUUAAGCUUGAUACUGAGGGUGGGCAGAACUCGGGAGCAUUUGCACUUACAACAUACUACGAUGGCGAAGCCCCUCAGGUACCACACGUCGCUUAUAGCAUUUCGCAGCAAUUUAGCGUUUUGAGCGAGCAAUUUGAAGUUCAGCAACUGGUGAUCUUUAAUGCAGCCAACGAUAUCGGAGCAAGUGCGACGUAUAAACUCACAUUUAGAGAACAGACAACCACAGUUAUUCCAUGGGACGCUUCCGAUAUUGCAGUCGAAAUAGCACUGACAGUCGCUGGCGUCGAUAGAGGGGAUAUAACAGUGACUCGUCGGCCAGAUUCUGCUGACGGGUUUGUGUAUACUAUUUACUUUAGUGGACUAUCAGUGACUGGGGACCUGUCUGCGCUUGUACCGGUGAGUCUAAACAACUUUAACACGGGCCAAGUAUUGGUGUCAACUAUACGAGAUGGUCGCGAUACGGCAGCAACAUUUACUAGUGACACCAUACCGUUGGCGCAAGUCAACGCCCCAAAUUUAGCAUCGCGGUGUCUGGCGGGUGGGAUGAAUCUCGAUGUCUACAAAGUAAACGGAUUUAUCUGGACAAUCAAAUUCAAGUCAUCUCUCGGGAACAUAUCAAAACUGGGCAUUCAAAGCAGUGCAUUGAGCGCUGACAUGCUAACUGUUACUGAUGACUUUGUACCUGGAUCUGCGUCGAACUCGUGCAUAAUAUCAAACCUUCUCGCUGGUGUCAACUAUUUUUUCCACGUGGCAGCGACAACAGACAUUGGUACUGGUCCCUACUCACCCACUCGCUCCAUAGCACCAAGUGAUGCGGCUUCUGCAGUCCAGAAUAUCGAAGCAGGAUACGCUAUGUUCGAGCGUGAAGUUCAAGAGAUUCGUCUUGCGGCAUCUCAUGUAUCUGAGGUGCAGGAAAUCACAUCGGUAGCGGCCAGUAUUGCCGAAGUUCAGACGUUGCAAACGUAUGUCUCUCCGUCUUUAUGUCCAAUUGGUCCGUGCAUCACAGGAUCAUUUGCUUUUCGUAUCCCUACGGUACAGACCGUCACCAUUUUUGCUCAAGGUCCUAUCACAUCCGGAACGUUUGCGUUAUUUUUCGUUAGAGAAGUGGAAGAUCCACUAAAUUUGGGCUCAUUUAAGUCUGUUGGCGCGAAAACUAGUGCAAUAUCGUGGCAUGCAGAUGCUAGUACCAUUGAAAAUGCAUUGAUCACCGUGACAAACGGUGCUUUAACGACGAAUGAUAUUGUGGUCACGCGCGAUGGAGACGCGUCGAAGGCAUUUAAUUAUGGCUACUCGUAUCAAAUCACAUUUGUUGGCUCUAAUGUGGCGGGGGAAACGUGGCAGAUGGAAUGUUUAGACGCAAGUUUUGUAACUAUCGGCAGUGUGCCGUUCAGCUGUGAAGUGGCGAUGAAACAUGACAUUGCGAUGGGAACAGAUACGGCAGUGCAGCAAGUGAUUGUAAAAGCGAAAAAAACUCUUGUCGCAGGAUCAUACAGUCUUCAGUUUAAUCAUCUCGGAGCAAUAAAGACGUCGAGCUGCAUUCCUUUUGACGCUUCAGCUCGUACAAUGGACAACAUCCUUGAAGCAAUGAGUAAUAUUGACCACGUUUACGUGACACGAGAAAUGGACAGCACGAUUGCGCCGAAUGGAUUUGUUUACAAGAUUUUCUUCCACGGCAAUGGCGUAUAUGGCGAUCAAUUGCUUGUAUUGGACUACUUCAAAAAUCUCCAAACAGGCACUAGAUUUCUCGACUUUAGUAUAUACUUUAAUCCAAAGACGCAGCUAAAUUGCUGCGUUGAGCUGUCCAUUUGGUUUUGA
Molecule: messenger RNA, 12399 nt
Organism: Plasmopara halstedii
Lineage: Eukaryota; Oomycota; Peronosporomycetes; Peronosporales; Peronosporaceae
Product: Projectin/twitchin and related proteins
Exons: 3
Coding region: 1-12399 (4132 amino acids)
Molecular function (GO): protein binding
Source: RefSeq, a predicted model, not a curated record